AUGACAAUGAGACCUUUCUCCGUCUCCAAGAGCUCAGUAGGGAGCUCCUCCCUUCUUGGUUACACCAUAAUCUUCAUUUCUCUUCUUGUUCACAAGUUGGACUCAGUACACUUUUCAGUGAUUGGACCCGAUCGCCCUAUCACUGCUUCUGUAGGUGAUGAAGUCAGAUUAGCCUGCCGCUUGUCACCCAGGAUGAGUGCUGAGAACAUGGAGGUGAGAUGGUACCGGGCUCAGUUUUCUUCAGUUGUGCACCUGUACCGUGAAGGGAAGGAUCAGUAUCCGGAGCAGAUGUCAGAAUAUCGGGGAAGGACAGAGUUUCUGAAAGAGGGCCUGGCUGAUGGAAGAGUUGCCUUGAGGAUAGGCAAUAUCAGACUCUCUAAUUCAGGGCUGUACGCAUGUUUCUUUCGAUCAGAGUUCUCAUAUCAAGAAGCUGCAUUGGAACUACAGGUAUCAGUUUCAGGUACUAAUCCCCUGAUCUCUAUUGAGGGUUACCAGGACGGAGGUAUCCAAAUGGUGUGUCGAUCGGGAGGAUGGUAUCCAGAGCCUCAGUCACUGUGGAAGGAUCUCAAAGGACAGCCUCUCCCAUCAUUGCCUGGAAAAUGCUUCCGUGAUGAAAAUGGGCUGUUUCAGACUGAAUCGGUACUUAUUGUAACAGAAAAUUCCAACCAGAAUCUGACCUGCACAAUCAGAAACAACAUCCUGAAUGAAGAAGAAGUAUCAAGCGUUUAUAUAGCAGAUUCUUUUUUCCCAAAGGUCUCCCACGUGACAGUGAUUCGCCUGUCACUAAACCUGUUGGUUUUGGGUUUUUUCAUUCCCUUGCUUAUUUACUGUUUACGGAAGCAACACAAAGAAAAAGGUUAUCUGGAAACUCUGCCCCUUUGUAAACCAAGCGUGGAAGAGAGCCGCAGCCUUCAGAUACUUAAAACCGUCCCUCUGGAAGAGGCAUCUUGA
This is a messenger RNA of Caretta caretta (loggerhead turtle), 951 nucleotides long. Lineage: Eukaryota; Metazoa; Chordata; Testudines; Cheloniidae. The record is from RefSeq and is a predicted model, not a curated record.